Perognathus longimembris pacificus (Pacific pocket mouse) is the source of this 5987-nucleotide messenger RNA. RefSeq names its product cilia and flagella associated protein 70 (gene Cfap70). NCBI's taxonomy places the organism in Eukaryota, Metazoa, Chordata, Mammalia, Rodentia, Heteromyidae. Gene Ontology annotation, molecular function: protein binding. The record is from RefSeq and is a predicted model, not a curated record. Gene Ontology annotation, biological process: cilium assembly; cilium movement. Gene Ontology annotation, cellular component: extracellular exosome; motile cilium. The transcript is spliced from 28 exons. Bases 2168 to 5725 code for a protein of 1185 amino acids.
ACAAGAGUACCAGUAUUGAGCAAAAAAAGCUAAGGAACAACAUCUAUGCUCUGAGAUCAAGCCUCAGUACUGGCAAACACACACACACACACACACACACACACACAUACACACACACACACACCUGAAAGAGUUCACAGGAAAGGCAAAUAUUUCUGAGGAGUAUUUCUUGGACUAGAAAGCAUUUGAUGUAGAUGGAUUCCCAUUUGUUCAUAUAAAAAUGAAAACGUAGUUCCAGGACAAAAGUAACUAAAGAUAAUCUGAAAAUAGUAGAAUUAAGGGAGAACUGGGAUAGCACUUCUGGGGCCUGGAGGGCCUUGAAUGUAGUAUUAUAGUUUAUUUGGUAUAUAAGAAUGAAUGGGACAGUGAAAUAAUCAAAUCUGCACUUUAAUUUGAUAUUUAUUAUUUAUCUUGUCUCUUCAAUCUCAUUUUUUCUAUAUUCUCACGCUAUAACCCAAGCACAGUGAGGUAUUUUGCUUGCCUCUUCAAGUUUUCAUUUGUUUUUGAAAAUCUUUUCUCUGCCUGGGACAUCAUUUUAGUCUGCUAUUUUUGCUUCAGGUUGCCUCUUAGAAGGGAGAUUUUUCUGGCAGGCACACCCAUACAUGUAUAGUUUGUUCCCACCUUUAGCACUUGCUGUAUGGCAGCUGGCAAGGUAAUGUACUUGUCUGCAGCUCAGUUUAUCUUUUUCCAAAAUUACAGACACUUUAUUCACCCGAAAGAGGGAAUACGUAUGACCUAUGUAAAGCCCCAAGCACAGAGGCAUAUACCAAGCUAUAGUCAAAAGUUAAUUCUACCUUCUCUUCCUCUUGAUUACAUUCUCCUCUCCCUUGUUUUCCUUCCACCGUCAGAGCACCCAUCUUACAGAAAAUAGCUUUAGUGUUUUCAUGUCAUGCUUCCGCACUAGAUUUUAAAUUUCUUGAGGCUAAGUAUUUUACAUCUUAUUUCUUAUAUCACCUACUACAGUGCCUAGCUAAAUAAAGUUUGUUCAAUGAUUUUUUUUCUGGUGGUGCUUUGGUUUGACCUCGGGGCCACAUACAACUGAGUAGGGUAGGUGUUCUAUUUCUAAGCCAUAUCUCUAGCCCUGUUUUUACCUGUUAGUUUUAGGAUAGAAUGACACUUCCUGCCCUAAUGCUUGCUUGGACUGGGUUCCGCCUAAGUCAGACUUCCUGUCAUUGAUGGAGUGAUAGUCUAGCACUGUCAUACCCAGCAGAUAGGGUCUUGACUUUUCUGCCCCACCUUCUCUGUGAUCCUCCAUUCUCAGCUUCUCAAAAAUAGAUAGGAUUAUAGGAGUGUUCACCAGUGACCCAACUGAUAUAAAAGAUUUUGACAGAAGUAACAAGGAUCAGGAAAAAUAAGCAAUUGGAGUCAGACCAGUUGGGAAGCUCUUGUUUCAGCAGCAGAACAGGGGACAUGAAGAUCUUACUCACAUAAGGGAAAGAACAGGCUUGAUAUAAAAGGGCUUUUCAACUGUACACUGAAUAAGGAAAUUCAGUGCCACUUAGUCCUGAAAGGGCCUUGUUGAACCAGUGCUCUAAGAUGUUUAGAUAAGUGGGAAAAUAGGGGAGUCAUGGAGGGGAACCAGAAUAAUUACAAAGCCUGAACGCUGUAAAUGCUUGUAUUAUUUUUUGUAACAUUAAUUGUAGAUAGACAGCAUGUUAUAGCCUCAAUUUUUUCAGUUGAAUAGAUAAAUUCUACUUUGAAUUGGCUUAGAGAAACAUAACUGUAAGAGAAACAAAAAACAAGCAGCACUAAGUUAUUUUUGAAAUUGUUUCCCUAGUGUUAGAAAAUAAUUAGAAAGUAUAAUCUAAGGGAGACUUUUGCCAAGAUCUUUUCCAGCAGAUUGUCAUUUUAUGUGGAUAUGCCUUUCUCUCAAGAUAAUCUUUGAGUGGAGCUGUGCAGAUUGGAAAUGAAUAAGUACCAAAGUACACUGUGAAGGAUGGUGAAUGGUGGGACAUGGGGAAAUGCCCUUUCUGCUCUGCUUUGUGAUAAUUUGUACUUGAUAGAAUACACAUAUAUUAAUAUUUUUAGUACCAGCCAGUGGAAUCAUGCAUCCAGCUCUAAAAGCACUGUCCGUCCAUCUGCAGAGAUUGGAAAAGGGAAUCAGAGGAAUACUGGAGGAUGACUUGUCCUUAGGUUUUUCAGCAGUACUUGUAUACUGGUAUAGAUAAUGUACAUGAGGAGGCAGGUUGAUUUGUUCUCUUUACAGAUACCAGCCAAAGAGGACCAGAGAGGGUACCCAGUUGCUGAUAUGGAGCCGGUCACACAAACAGGCAAACUAGUGCAUAUCACUGUGACAGAUGGAUAUGAUUUGAAAGGUUUUAAAGGAGAUUCUCCAGUUACUUUUAUUCGUGCAGAAUUCAAUCAAGUAGUCCUGGGAGACUCUUCAAAAAUUAUGGUGUCUCCAGAAGGAACUGCAAAAUACAACUUCACUAGCAGUUUUGAGUACAGUCUGGAAGGAGGAGUCACUUUAGAUGACAUUGCCCACAAACCUGCAUUCUUAACUGUGACUGAAGUUUUACCAAAGGAAAAGAAGCAGAAAGAAGAGAAGACCUCAAUUCUUGGUCAAGCUGUGGUGGACCUUCUUCCUUUACUGGAAGGGGAAAGUUCAUUUGAAAUAUCAGUCCCUUUGCAUCCUGUGCAGGGCUCACCCUUAGAAACCCCUCGGCCAGGCGUUAAGCAGUGCAGUCUUGAUGUUAAGGUGUCUGUGGCAGAGCCCUUACUGACCUCAGCCCAGGUCUUAGGGGGCAAUCUUCUGAAGGUCACAUUGGAGGCUGCCUACUCUGUGCCUGAAUCAUUCAUUCCAGCAGGGCCUCAGCAGAACUACAUGGUUGGUAUGCAAGUUCCAUCAGUUGGAGAGAAAGACUAUACCAUUUUAUUCAAGAAUGGAAAUCUAAAGGUUGGAGGGGAAAAAGAGCCUGUUCCCAGACCCAAAAAAUGGCCUAUUGCCAACAUUCUAGCUCUAGGAGCAAAUAACAUUCCUGAUGAAUUUAUUGUUGGUGGUCCCUACGAAGAGGAAGAGGGAGAACUCAACCACCCCGAGGACAGGGAAUUUAGGAACCAAGCAGAGUGCAUGAAGAAAAGGAUUGUUUGGGACUUGGAAAGUCGCUGCUACCUUGAUCCUUCUGCAGUUGUCAGUUUCCAGAAGAGAAUUGCUGAUUGCCGGUUUUGGCCUGUAGAGAUCACAAGAGUUCCUCUGGUUGCUGUACCCAAAGGGAAAGCUGCCAAGAUUGAAAAGACUGAAGAAGAAACUCCACUUUCGUUUCAUGGUGUGGCUUAUGUUAACAUGGUCCCAUUGCUGUAUCCAGGGGUGAAGAGGAUUCGAGGAGCUUUUCAUGUCUACCCUUACAUAGAUAGUGCAGUCUUUGAAAAGACCAAAUGUUUACUCAGCUUGUUCCGGGACACUGGUCAUCAUAAUAUGAUUCAUAAUAAUAAGGGAGGAAUUAAUUCUCCACUGUCCAAAACAGUUGCUAAGAAUGUGAAAGAAGAUAAAACAGUGAAAGAAAAAGAUAUAGAUGGAAAGCCCAGACCUACAGAUAUGCAAGCACCUAGUAUAAGAUCUCAGAGCUCAGAUACUCCUUUGGAAGGUGAAGCCCCUGUAACCCACAAUCCAGAAGGCCAGCAAUAUUUAGAGGCAGGAACAUACAUUGUGUUGGAGAUUGAGCUUGACAAAGCCUUGGUUCCAAAGCGAAUGCCUGAAGAAUUAGCUGAAAGGGUUAAGGAAAUGAUUCCUCCAAGGCCACCUCUUACCCGUCGAAGGGGAGGAGCUCAGAAGGCGGUGAGUGACUACCACUUGCAGAUCAAGAACAUUUCUAAAGCCAUUCUGGAUGAGUACCACAGAAUGUUUGGGAAACAAGUGGCUAAACUGGAGCAUGAUAUCGACAGUGAAACCCUGGAAGAGCAGAAGUGCCAGCUGAAUUAUGAGCUUAAUUGUUCUGGAAAGUACUUUGCUUUCAAAGAACAACUCAAGCAUGCUGUGGUGAAGAUUGUGAGAGAGAAAUAUUUGAGGACAGCAUCCUUUGAAAGCCAGGAGGAACUGCAGACAUUUAUCAGCGAGCUUUAUGUGUUCUUGGUAGAUCAAAUGCAUGUGGCACUAAACCAAGCCAUGCCAGAUGAUAUCCAAGGCCCUAUUCCAACCAUUCAGUCAACCAGUGAGCAGCUUCGACUCUUUGCAUUUGAAGCAGAAGUCAAUGAGAACUAUGGAAUGGCAUCAGUGUAUUAUGAAGAGAGGUUGGUCCGUGAGCCCCACAACCUGGAACAUUGGCUGGACUACGGUGCCUUCUGCCUCCUCAUUGAAGACAACAUUAAAGCACAGGAAUGUUUCCGGAAAGCCCUUUCCCUGAAUGAGAGUCAUAUCAACAGCUUGUUGCUGUGUGGUGUCCUGGCUGUCUUGUUGGAGAACUAUGAACAAGCAGAAAUUUUCUUUGAGGAUGCCACUUGCUUGGAACCAACCAAUGUUAUAGCCUGGACUUUACUUGGUUUGUACUAUGAAAUUCAAAACAAUGAUAUUCGAAUGGAAAUGGCAUUUCAUGAGGCUUUCAAACAACUUCAAGCACGAGCACUCCAGACACCAGCAACAAAGCAAAAGAGCACAGGCACUGUAUCGGGCAUCAUGGAAAAUGUGGAAGAAAAAGGGAAAAUGGAAUCUAGUGUAGGCCCUUGGGGAACCGGAAAUAACACAAAUAACGAAUCUUCUUCAACCGCAGUCAAGGCAGAGGCCUCAGCAGGUAGGAGCGGGGAUGGAGGUCGCAGGUUUAGUCCAGCUAGCUCCAUGGAAAGAAGCUUUUUUUUUCAUCAAUAUUCAUUAGGACCAGCAGCUACGUUAUCUGUUCUAGAUGCAUUUGUUGAAGAAUCUUCUAAACUGCAGUCUGAGUCACGAGAACCCAUAACAAUUAAACAAUCUCUGGAUCCAAUUAUUGGCCCAAAUACAUCUAACAUGGUUUUAAAGGAUUCCACAUUGAACAAAAAAGAAGCAUCAAAAUGUCAAGAUUCACUAGCUUUUCUGCAUCCACCCCCUAGUAGUGUUUCCCCAGCUCAUGCCACAAUCUUCAUGGAGACUAUCCGCUUCUUGAUGAAAGUCAACGCUGUGCAGUAUGUACACAGAGUGCUUGCACAUGAGCUACUAUGUCCUCAAGGAGGCCCCAGCUGUGAGUAUUACUUGGUGCUGGCCCAAACACACCUUCUCAAGAAGGAUUUUGCCAAGACAGAAGAAUGUCUUCAGCAAGCAGAGCACAUGGAUUACCUGAACCCUAAUGUCUGGGGCUUGAAGGGCCAUCUGUAUUUUCUGAGUGGAAAUCAUGCUGAGGCCAAGGCAUGCUACGAGCGAACGGUUAGCUUUGUAGUAGAUGCCACUGAGAUGCACUUCAUCUUCCUGAGACUGGGGCUUAUCUAUCUAGAAGAGAAAGAGUAUGAAAAGGCAAAGAAAACUUACAUGCAAGCCUGUAAGAGAUCACCCUCAUGCCUUACCUGGCUAGGAGUGGGAAUCGCCUGUUACCGGCUGGAGGAGCUCACAGAGGCUGAGGAUGCUCUUUCUGAAGCCAAUGCAUUAAACAACUACAAUGCUGAAGUAUGGGCAUAUCUGGCUCUGGUCUGCCUAAAAGCUGGACGGCAACUGGAAGCUGAGCAGGCCUACAAGUACACGUUAAAGCUGAAACUGAGAGAUGAGAUUCUGCUUGCAGAAAUCCACACUGUACAGGAAAUGGUUGGCUUUGGAAAUCCAUCUUUCUGACAUCCUUACAGGUGAAGAAUUUUGUCUGGGACUCAGCUCCUUUUCUUCCCAGAAAGUUUCACCAAGUGAAGCCUGAAGCUGAAGCAUCACAGAAUGUUCACAAUGAACAGAAAUUUAUUCCUUUUCACGUGGCUAUUACUGGAGGUUUUUAUUAAAUACUAAGCUGGAUUACAAUAAAAUUAAAUAGGAGAUUUAAAAUUCAUGAGUGUGGUUCUGGAGUUAAGGUAUAUUGACCUAUAUGUUACAUACAUAUACACACUUG